CACGUUACUUUAUCAAUAGGCUCAUCCCAAGUUCCAAGUUCAUGAAGAUUGUUUCUUGUUUGUUCCUCAUGAUAUUCGCAUUUGCCACCUUGAAUAGCAUCAUGAGAUUGUCUUCCUUCGAAUUCGAGAAAAUCUCUUAUAAAGAAACUCAACAGAAGGAUCUGCUUACCGAAUCUACUGAUAAGCAGCAAGUUAGCUACGAUUCGGUCAACAUAGAGCAGCUAUUGGGUGUUCUUUUCCAUGACCUUACAAACGAAGGGCUCAAGAAACCUACUCAGCGCAAUGCAAUUUUCAUGACCAAUGAUAACAAUGCGGAUCCAGGAAUAGGGCCUAGCAUUGUUUCUGAUUACAACAUGGAACUUGUUUCGUUGAGUGAUUUGGAGAAGCAGAAGAAGGUAAUCGACAACAGUGUGGACUUUGUUUUCACCACCGAUUUCCCGGCGGCCUCAAAGUUCAUCGAGAGGACACUGAAAGUUGAUGGGGUUGUCGCCUUUCUGGCCCGCGAUAACCCCUCGGCGAAACAAUACAAGCCUUCCAACUACAAGAUGGUUUAUGUGAGGCGCUUGGAUCUCAUUGCUGUGGCCAUGAUAAAGAAGGAAGAACUUGUUCGUCAUGAUCAGCCACCGCCAAUGCUGGCUGCGCCUAGAAAGCUUCUUGGCUACUCCUCCGAAGCAAAGAAAGCUGCACUGCAAAACCUUGAAGAUGUCUUGUUAGAGCCUCCAAGAGCCUCAUCGAGAAUAUCAAGAAAAUACUUGAAGCGCACUAAAUACCUCCCGAAUUUGAUGGGCGAUUCUUUGGAAAGUUAUCCUCGUAGAGUUUUUAUUGAUGUUGAAUUGGCGGAGAAAGAAGGAGAGAGAAAAAAUGAUUGGUUUCAGAAGAAUUAUCCAACAAGAAACAAGAACUUCGAAAUAUACAACAUAAAUAUCGAAAUAAUUACAGCGGACGAAGAGGCGUCAACAAAAGAGGUGCCACAAAUAGGAAUGUCAGAUUGGAUGCGAAAGAAUGUGAAGGAUGAAGAAUUCGUGGUGAUGAAGGCAGAAGCAGAAGUGGUGGAAGAGAUGAUAAAAAGAGAUACUAUUGGGCUGGUAGAUGAGCUUUUCUUGGAGUGCAAGCCACAUAAAAAACAAGAGAAUAAUAGAAGUCGUAGGGCUUAUUGGGAGUGUUUGGCACUCUAUGGAAACUUGAGGGAUAAAGGUGUAGCUGUACAUCAAUGGUGGGGUUAGAAACUCAAAAGAAGCACAACAACA
Molecule: messenger RNA, 1247 nt
Organism: Arachis duranensis
Lineage: Eukaryota; Viridiplantae; Streptophyta; Magnoliopsida; Fabales; Fabaceae
Exons: 2
Coding region: 42-1223 (393 amino acids)
Source: RefSeq, a predicted model, not a curated record